AUGACUGAAUCUAGACGUUACAUUCUGGAUAUUGAAGGCACUGUCUGUCCCAUCUCGUUUGUGAAGUCUGAGUUAUUCCCUUAUUUCCUUGAACAACUUGCUGAUGUUAUUUUGAAUGUACACAAACAAGACGCUACAAUCCAGGGGAUUGUAGCCAAGUUCGGGAUCACCGACAGCACCGCAUUGCUGGUGCACAUCCGUCGACUAGUCGAAGCCGAUGUGAAGGACCCUGUAUUGAAAGAGUUGCAAGGCUACGUGUGGUCGCGUGGGUACCACAGCGGCGACAUCAAAGCGCCGGUGUACCCGGACGCCAUUGGCUUCAUCAAAGACCCGCGCAACAAGAUAUACAUCUACUCUAGCGGCUCCGUUAAGGCCCAAAAACUGUUGUUCCGCUUUGUCAAGGACGCGGACACCGGGACAGUGGAUCUGACACCACACAUUCUUGGUUAUUAUGACAUUACCACCUCAGGCAGAAAAAUCGACCCGCAGUCGUAUCGCAAUAUUGUGAGCGACAUCAAUAGCAUCGAGAGCACAAACAACAGGGAAUCGACAUUCUUGUUUCUCAGUGAUAACACAUUAGAGAUCGACGCUGCCAACGAAGCUGGACUCUCAACAAGAUUAGUUAUCAGGGAGGGAAACCAACCGAUCCCCGCCGAGAAACUGUCCACCUACCACACAAUACACAGUUGCCAUGAGUUGCAAUAA
Messenger RNA from Tetrapisispora phaffii CBS 4417, 705 nucleotides. RefSeq names its product putative acireductone synthase UTR4 (gene UTR4). Gene Ontology annotation, molecular function: magnesium ion binding; acireductone synthase activity. The transcript has a single exon. The coding region runs from base 1 to 705 and encodes 234 amino acids. Lineage: Eukaryota; Fungi; Ascomycota; Saccharomycetes; Saccharomycetales; Saccharomycetaceae. The record is from RefSeq and is a predicted model, not a curated record.